Messenger RNA from Cyprinodon variegatus (sheepshead minnow), 1841 nucleotides. It is a transcript of the gene egln1a, whose product is annotated as egl-9 family hypoxia-inducible factor 1. Gene Ontology annotation, molecular function: L-ascorbic acid binding; peptidyl-proline 4-dioxygenase activity; ferrous iron binding. The record is from RefSeq and is a predicted model, not a curated record. Gene Ontology annotation, biological process: cellular response to hypoxia; peptidyl-proline hydroxylation to 4-hydroxy-L-proline. Lineage: Eukaryota; Metazoa; Chordata; Actinopteri; Cyprinodontiformes; Cyprinodontidae. The transcript is spliced from 5 exons. Gene Ontology annotation, cellular component: nucleus; cytoplasm. Bases 296 to 1351 code for a protein of 351 amino acids.
UAGCUGCGACAUGCAGCAGAGCAAAAGCAACAGCUAACCCGCUGAAAUGUCUCCCGGAGACCACGACCCAUCUCUCAAUAAUCGCCCGUGGGAACACAUUAUAGUUUCCCUCCUCUGAUAGAACGCGCGGUGACGGAAUGAGUGCAGCAAAAUGCCGACUUUCUGAGUUUAAUUCCCCCGUUUCGCUCGGCGCAGCGAGGCAGCGGGUCUUUUUCCAAAGUUGACGGUUAGCAGCAGGGCGCGUGUGAAGGAUCGGACUUAAAGGCGCAGUACACCGCCGCUGCAGCCUCCCAACAUGGAGAAGCAACAGAGCGACCUGGAGCGUGAACGACAAUACUGUGAACUUUGUGGGAAAAUGGAGAACCUCUUAAAGUGCGGUCGGUGCCGGAGCUCCUUCUACUGCAGCAAAGAGCACCAGAAACAGGACUGGAAGAAACACAAGCUGGUUUGUAAGGAGGUGGAUAGGUCUCUUAUUCCGAAACAGAAGCCUGGAGACGGAGAAGGCAAGAAGCAUCGAGAACAGAGUGGAGCGGAUUCUGCAACCUCACCCCAACAUUUAAACACAGAAGCACCUGCUCACAAGGAUGGACCGGGAGAAGUGGGCUCCAACACCCCCACCACGCCGAAUGGCCAGAGCAGCCUCUCCCCUCAGAAACUGGCCAUGGAGUGCAUCGUCCCGUGUAUGAACAGGCGCGGCAUCUGCGUGGUAGACAACUUCCUAGGGACGGAGACCGGACUGGGCAUUUUGGAGGACGUUAAGGGUCUGUACAAGACCGGCAGGUUCACAGACGGCCAGCUGGUCAGCCAAAAGAGCGACUCCACUAAAGACAUCCGAGGGGACAAAAUAACCUGGAUAGAGGGGAAAGAGCCUGGCUGCGAGAAGAUCGGCUUCCUGAUGAGUCGGAUGGACGACCUUAUCAGACACUGUAAUGGCAAUCUGGGGAACUACACUAUUAAUGGAAGGACUAAAGCAAUGGUGGCCUGUUACCCGGGAAACGGAACUGGUUAUGUGCGCCAUGUGGAUAAUCCCAAUGGCGACGGACGCUGCGUCACAUGCAUAUAUUACCUUAACAGAGAUUGGAAUGCCAAGGAACACGGUGGCCUGCUUCGAAUCUUCCCUGAAGGAAAGGCCCAGUUUGCUGAUAUAGAGCCAAAAUUUGACCGUCUGCUACUCUUCUGGUCAGACAGACGGAACCCUCACGAGGUUCAGCCUGCUUUCUCCACAAGGUAUGCCAUCACAGUGUGGUAUUUUGAUGCCGACGAGCGAGCCAGAGCUAAGGAAAAGUACUUAACAGGUGCAGGAGAAAAGGGAGUAAAAGUUGAGCUCAACAAGUCAUCGGAUCCCAGCUAAUAGGAUGACUGCGUCCCGUGCAAACAUCCAUCAAGUGCUCUAUCCUAAGAAAGUGGCCUAAAGAGAGCAUGUGUGUGUUUUUAACAUAGGAACACAAGUUAGUUUUGAUGAGUGGGUGUAAGAUCUUUAUUUACAAAGACAAAGGAGAACAGAAUUCAAAUAUACACUACUCUCAGCUCAUUUAUGGUUAACCUGGGCGACCCAGAGGACAUUGAUUGUCAUAACAUUGUACUAAAAGGGAUUGUAUGCUUUUUGUUUUCUCCUCUUAUUCAUAGAGAAUGCGUCUACAGUACAGCUGAGCUGACUAAAGGAAAAAAAAGCUUUAGAUCCUGAUUGUUUUAAAUUGAUUCCUUAAAGGUACAGUGUUGAACUUUUCAUGUUUUUUUUUUUUCUUGCAUCAAAUGGGUUGUUAAAAUAAGCUACUUCAUGCACGUUAGUGUUCAAUAAGUUCAGGAAUGGCGCUAUUUGAUUAAAAACCAAUUGCUCUCUG